AUGGAGAACAGCGGUGCUGACGAGGCGGCACAAGGCCUGCCUCCGCCUCUUCGUAGACAGACACCAGUAGCAGAGGAGAAAUGUUCUUCCUCUUCCUCUUGGAUUCCCCUCGGAAAUGAUCCUGGCGCGUCCCUCGCGACUUCCGCUGACGAAGUUCGUUUCCCGGUCUCUGCUUUGUGUGAUGCUUCUUCGUCUCACGCCUCUUCCCCUGCCACCCUUUCCUCUCAGACGCACUCCUCUCAGGCGGCCGCCUCGACGCUUUUCCGCCACCAUCCCCGACGUAUUCCUGUCCCUGCGUGUUCGCUUCAGCAGCUGCUCGCUGCGCCCCCGCUUCCUCCACUCCGCCUCGACCUUCUCCCCUCUCCAUCCUCGUCUUCCUCGUCCUCUUCUUCCUCGUCCUCUUCUUCCCCGUCCUCUUCUUCCUCGUCCUCUUCUUUCUCUUCGUCGCUUCCACAGACGGUUCUUCUCUCUUCCUCUCCUCUGCUGAGUGAUCCUUCGCAUCAGCGAACUCUGUGGAGAAAUCGGUUCGACGUCGCCGCCUUCCCUCGACAGCAGGGCGGCUUCCCGGACUGUCGGAGGCUCGACAGGCGCGCAGCCAUUUCGACAGAUGUAAAGCCCAUCACAGGCACCCAGCGCACUCACAAGGGAAACCGAAACGCCGCCAGCGACUUGGCGGCAGCUAGCAACCAAAGACAAACCCACAUUCCGACAAACCCUACCUCUUUCUCUGCCCCUCCUGCUGUCCCUGCGUCUUCAGCUUCGUCUCGUGUAGCGUCAGCGUGUGGCUCUGAGCUGGCGGAGGGCCAGCGAGGAGAAGCGACCGGCGGGAGAAGUGAGAAGCGGCGACGUGUGUCUCCAGAGGCGGCGCCGAGGCAGAGAAAGCGGCAGAAAAAAGACGGGACCCGGCCGAACUCUGAGGACUCACGCGCAGAAACGGAGAUGCCUGCUGCGUUGCCGUGUGGCUUGUUGAGCAACGGCGUGGCAGACGAGCCAGAAAGGGAGGCAUUACGUGCGGCGAGUCCCCACCAGGGAACACGCGUGACACGAAACCGCGAGGGAAAAGCGGAGACGUGGUGUCCGAAGCGUCACGAAAGCCACGUUCUCGAAGAUUUCCUCGUGGACUUCACGGAACUGCAAGGCGGCCAGCCUCAAGGCCUGGAGCUCCUGGACACCCUGGCUGCAGCAACGGCUUCCUCGGCUGCGCCUGUCCGAAUCCUGCUUCCUCCGCCUCUUGCGGCUGCUGGCAAGCACCCUCCCAGCGGCGCGUGCCUGCCUCCCCAGACCGUUUCGGCCUCUGCGCCUCGUCUCCCAUCGCUCGCGCCGUCGGUGGCGUCCACUUCUCAGACUUCCGCAACGGCGCUGAAGCCGUCGGCGCCUGCCUCGGGCGCUCUGCGCCGCCGCGUCUCUUCCUCCUCGCAGCCUGAGCCUCCCUCGGGGCCUGCCGCAUGCAGAGCCUCGGAGGCGCAUGCAGAGUCGCUGCUGGCUUUGUUGCAUCGUCAAGUGCACCAGCGAAGUCUCACUGCGCCGUCGGCAGUGGUGAAGCCGCAGCUGCAAGAAGAAGAAGCCAACCUCGCGCUUCCGCCGCCGCUUCCGCUUCUCCAUCGCCAGUUGUAUCGGUCGCUGGAGGGGACUGCUGUCUCCAGACUCGCGUCCCUCACCGCCGCCUCGGGCGGGCUGCUCGCCGGAUUCCCGACGCUGAUUGCCGACGAGCGUUUGAAGCGGAAACUUCUGAGGUGUACGCGCAGACGCUUCCUAAUGCCUGGGGCCUGCCGGCUGUCGACGAGCAGCGCAGGCAGCAAGUGGAAGAUCCACAGGAAUUUCCUCUUUAUCAAGAGUCGCCUCGCAGGGAUUUCCACGGGGGAAGUCCCUCUGGACCCCGAUGGGCUCUCCUCUGAACGGCUCUCGGCACUCCCCGCGGAAGGCUCCGAGGCGCCCCACAAGCGCAUGCGCUCCUCCCUCGCAACUGCGCGUCCCGACCCAAACGAACUGCCGAAGCAGACGUCCCUCGCGGGCGCCCCCGGCGCGUCGUCCUCUGCCGCCUCGACGCUUCCGCUCCUGCAGUCUGCCGCGAAACGCGUGCGUCUCUCGCAAAAGUACAAACAGGCGUCAGUUCGCUUGAGCGUGGAGGGACGCGAGGCCUCGAUCGGCUGGGGGUGCGGCACGGUCUUGGCUACCCACGGGUGCCGGGAAGGCAGCUUCUUCUUCGAGGUGAAGAUCGGGCGUCUGGGGCAUCUGUCGGCUAGCCGCCAGCGACGCAACAGCGAGACACCUGGCAAGGCGGAGGGCAGUCGGCGGGGCGGGGAAACCGCGCCCGUAGAAGAGACAGGCCGAUCCGGGAAAGCGGACAGUCGAAGAGGCGCGGCAGGCGGAGACGAGGAGAAGAGGGGCGACGAGAGGAAGGAAGAAGAGAACAAGGGAGAGAAGAACGAGAGCGGGGAGGGCCUCCUUGACGCGGAGGACGACCGGAGCAGUCGCGAGACGCAGGCCGUUCUCAAGAGAGCGAUGACCCGCGAGAGAGAAGAAGACAUUGCGCGAAGAAGAAAGGCACGGAGCGAAAUCCGUGUGGGGUGGACGACACGGCAACAGCCUCCGAGCUGUCCCCUCGGUGCGACGGUGCAUAGUGUCGGCUUACGCGUUCUCGGAGACGACACAGGCCUCCACGGAGGAGCCAUGUGGGGCGGCGGCGAGGUGGUCUAUGGCGCGCGCGUCAAGGAAGGAGACGUGGUUGGCUGCUACAUUCGACUGGUGAAGCAGCCGGCCGAGACACCUGAGGAGCAGCGCGAGGACGGGAGGGGGUCGGAAUCGAGGGAAGCCAGUUCGAGCGAGCCUCAGGAAAACGUUUAUGCCAUUCGCACGCUCGCCGAUAUGGACAGUCUCAGCCAAGGCUUCUUUCGCUACGCAAAUGCCGCGCAGCCGCCCCGGACGUCUGCCGCGUUCCCUCAAUCAUCUUCUUCGACGUGGAGUCGCGGGUCGUUUGUUCAGUUCUCAGUGAACGGGAAACCCCAGGGCGUGUGUGUGUUCAAUGGAGGCAGCGACUAUCUGUUGAGGGACGGCGAGUACUUCCCUGCGAUCUCGCUGCUCAACGGGGGUGUCUGUACAGUCAACUUUGGCCCCUCAUUUCUCUUCCCGCCUCACAGGCUCCAGGCGCCCUUUCUCCCUGCGUGUCUGCUUCCCGUCCCGCGCCUUCCGCCCCUGACUGUCGACGUGUUUCCGUUCCUCAUCUGCGAAAACGCGUUCUUCGUCGAUCGGCACACGAAGCUCCUGCGGCCCAAAACCCUCGCCGACCUCUUUGAAGCUUCGCUCUCCCUUUCUCCGAAUAUACGCCGAGAGGACGCGGAGACCCAGCGAGGAGGCGAUGCGGCCGAAGGCCAGGAAGACGCGCUGGCGCGUGUCGUGCGCGGCCUCGCCGUCCCUGCCAAGCACGUGUCGCAGUUGCGCGCAGGCUGGCGGAAAGGACGCGAAGUCGAGCGCCUCCUGGAAAGCCUGGGCCGCCACGCCACCCUGCGGCUACUCCACUCGUGCUCUCUUUUUCUUCUCCACGCGCACCGUCUUGCCUGUGCCGAGAGACGAAGCGAGAGCGAAGCGGAUCGAGAGGCCCACGAGACGGGCAGAAGGGCGCGAACGGCGGAAGCCGAGAGUGGGGCAACGGGGCGAGGGGGAGACAGCGGGGCGGCGCCGGACCUUUCUGAAGUGGAGGUUGGAGCCGCGCGGGAAAUCCAAGGCAGCGCCGAGUCCAAAGAGGAGUCGCUCCAAGACCAAACGCCAGGGACGGCUUCGAACGCGGAGAGCAGCGAUCUCCAUGGUGCAAAUCGGCCCUCCCCUUCGUGUUCAGAGCGACCGCAGGGGCGUCGGGUUUCGGCUCGCGAAGCCGUUGCGAGGCCCGCGCGACGACGCAAAAGUCGCCUCUGGUCCCGCUGGAGAUUCGGAGGAACUGGCAGCGACGAGUCCUCGGAGGAGUCCGCCUGCGACACGCGCAGCUCGGACGCGUCCGUCUCCUCGGAAGAUUCCUUGGACGAGGACGAAGACGGCGAAGACGCGUCGAGGUGCGUUCCCGCCCAAGACACAAGCCGCGGCCGCGCCGGCUCCGCCGCUCCUGGCGGGUGUGCCGCCUCGCGUGCCCCGCGCUGCAAACUCUGUGAGUUGGCGGAGGCCCCCACCACGCCGCAAAUCGCCUUGGAUGACCCGGCCGGGGCGUUCCCGACGUUUUAUCUGCCUCGCGCGUCCUCGCUGUCCCCGCUCCUUCUCGCCUUUCUCGAACGCGAAGAGCGUCAGUGGACGCCCGUCGACGCGUCGCGUCUCCUUACAGCUGAGAAGGUUCACAGUUUGCGCCUAAAGCGGCGCGCAGCAGGCGCCGCAACCUCAGCGGGGCUCUCAGAGGCGCCAGCGUCUCUUUCGGCUGCAAGCGACAAGCUGGGAUCUGGAGAGAAGCGCGGCGGGCCAGGGAAGAAGGGAAAAGGCGGGCGGGGCGAGCGAGGCGGCCAGCACGGAGCGGCGCCUGUGGGAAAGGGCGCGAGCGAGGCCGACUGCGCAGUGCGACGCUUCUGGGCCGGCCGCGUCUACGCGCCUGAAGAGCGAGAAGCGAUUCAGGUCGGAAACGUGCCGCUCGAGGUGCCCGCAGUCUGGCUGAGCGACCUAGUCGACGGCGUGGACCGGGAAGAAGGCCUCGGCGAUGCGGACCCGGAACAGAGAGAGAAGCCCGAGAGUCUCGGCUGGCCUGGAGCCAAAGACGGCUGUUCACCGUGCGACGGCGGCGCCACCGCGAAUCGAGACAGAAGAGAGCAGACGGCUGCUGGCCAGCGGAAACGGCCAGCUGCCAAGUCGCAGCUGCCGGCUCCGGCUGCGACUUCGCGCCAGGGCUCGGAAUUCGACGGCCUCCGCUUUGUGCAGAGCUUCUUGGAAUGGCAGCCUGAGCGAGGGAUGUGUGCGUGGCGAGACGAAGGCGAGGACGCACGCGCGAUUCGAAACGCAGACUGCAUCAUGCGCAAGCUCGGCCUACGAGCCGUCGACAUCCUCGAGGGCAUCGGCGCCAAGAUCCAAGUGUACGUACACCAGUCCGGCCUCUGUCAGGCGCUCGUCAAAUGGAAGCAAACCGGGGCGAAGGCUCAGGGGUUCGACGCAGAAGAAGUGAAGGAACUCGCCUGUCGCUUCUGGCUACAGCAACAUGCGUCACACUUGCCUCUGUAG
Molecule: messenger RNA, 5184 nt
Organism: Neospora caninum
Lineage: Eukaryota; Apicomplexa; Conoidasida; Eucoccidiorida; Sarcocystidae
Exons: 1
Coding region: 1-5184 (1727 amino acids)
Cellular component (GO): Set1C/COMPASS complex
Molecular function (GO): protein binding; transcription cis-regulatory region binding
Source: RefSeq, a predicted model, not a curated record